This is a messenger RNA of Procambarus clarkii (red swamp crayfish), 891 nucleotides long. The record is from RefSeq and is a predicted model, not a curated record. NCBI's taxonomy places the organism in Eukaryota, Metazoa, Arthropoda, Malacostraca, Decapoda, Cambaridae.
AUGGUAGAUGUUCCAUUUGUGUUUAUGGAUUACAUACAGAUCACCAAAACAGAAGUGUGGAAGACCAGUUGCAGAACUCUGGGUUCCGGAGAGAUAGUGCAAGCAGUAAUUGGCACGCUGUUUGGCCAAGGGUUCACAAGAGGACAUGUCCCUAGAGGCUCCAGCAGCUUAAUAGUAGCUGUGUGGUUGAUGGCAGUCUUCAUCUUGGGUACAGCUUACCGCAGUAACCUCACUGCCUCCCUCACGCAACCCAGCUACCCUCCACGACCGGAGAAUGUGGAAGGCCUCGUCAGGGAAAUAGAGAGGGUGACAAUCGAGCCAUAUGGAGUAAAUUACAAAAAUUCCUUCAUCAAUUCCGAUUCGAGUGCCUUGUCCACUUUCGGAAAGUUAAUGGUGGUUGGAGUCGAUAUUGUUGAUGGACUCAAGGACGCUCUCGAAAUGAAACGAGCACACGUUGGAGGUCGACAGUAUCUUGAAAGUAACAUUGUCGAACACUUCACGCGAGUAGAUGGAUAUUCUCCGUUAUAUAUUGGACGGGAGAUGAUCGUCCCGUCACCCACGGCUUGGCCUCUCCCUCACGACGCUCCCUACAAGCACACCCUAGAUCACUACAUCAUUGCCAUCACAGAGGGUGGACUGUAUGAGCAGUGGAGGAAAGAGAUGGUGAGUGAAGCCGCCAGGAAGACACGCACUAAACUGAAGAAGGAACUGAAUCUUCACCAGCAGGAGAAGACAGACUCGAUCAUGGAGGACGGUCCUGGCAGCAACAGUCUCAAGGCUCUCACACUUGUCCACAUGCAAGGUCCUCUCCUGUUGCUCCUUCUGGGCCUCGCUUUUGCUGGAAUUGUCUUCUCUAUAGAGAUGCUGACUAGAAGGUCUCGCUCGAACUGA